AGAGCGCAAAAGCCGCUGACUUGGUUGGUGCUUCCAUGUUGACUGAGAAGCGAAUAUCGAUUCACAGCUCACUGCGCUUGGACUGACAUUUCAACAUCUCAAGAGAGUUUGUUUGAACGUCACUAAAGCUGGAGCACUUGAAAUAUUUCUUGAAAUAUCCUCCUAAACUCUUUUCCUUCACAAAUUCCCGACGUAUGCGGAGGAAACUCAAAUUGUUUUGUAACUCUAAGCAGAAUACAGACACUUCUAACAAGUCUAAAUGAGCGAACCAGCUCCAUCAAAUACGUCAAUAAAAUCCGAACCAGAACCGAGCGACAAACCAGAAGGUCCCGCAGCGGAACCAAUCCCAGAAUGGGCUGAUGCGAAGUCCGUGUGGUCCUGGGGAUGGAGCGUUCACUGGCUUGGUAUUGGCUGCUUGUUUAUGUUGUUGGCUUUGUACGCCGCCUGGUCAGUUCUGACUAUCACAAGAGAAGCUAAACGACGUCGACGAGUUCUAUCGAUAUUCAUCAACUCUCUGUUGUUUAUAUUUGGAUUAUCACGAGGACUUUACCUUUUCAUAAACCCGUACGAAUCGCCACAGUGUCACGUGCUCCCAACGUGCCCUAUUUUACUGUCAAGACUCUUGUUUGCUGUGGGUUUACCUUGUCUGACGGCAGCCUUCUCGUUCAUCCAUCUCUUGUUUGUACAAGUAAUCAAACUUAAAGUUUACCCGCGGAAGUUACAAAACUGGAAGUUUCUUCUUCUUAUCRUCACCGUUCACUUCAUGUUAGCGUUCCUUAUCGAGUUCAUCAUCUUUGUUUAUGCCGACUGGAAAGCUCUUUCUCUCGUAUGUCAGGUGUUUUACAUCGUCUUUAGCAUUGUUCUAUCCACUUCGUUCUUACACACAGGACAAAAGAUCAUCACGCAUGUACACCGCUCGGCUUCACGRAUAUGUCACAUGGGAAAUCGGUCAAUCGGAAGAACACCGCUGGACAACGCGACCGCACGUCGAAGAAUACGGCCUUACACUCCUAAUGUAUCCAAACUAGUUAAAAUCACAUAUAUCACAGCCGGUCUUGGAUUUAUUUGCUGUGCACUACAGCUGUACUCCAUUUUUGGGAUUCACAACAUGUACCGGUCAGCGGAAAUCACCAGACCGAAGCCUGUACCGUGGAUGGUUUUCCAGUCAAUUUUUCGACUUGUUGAGCUUGGAGCAGCGAUAACAAUGGCGUACGUCAGUCCUAAACAAACUAAGGAAUGGUCACAUGACUUGUUCCCAUGCUUUUCCUGUUGUUGCAAAGRCAGUAAUACAGCUGAUAUUUACUCGGCCWCGUACACGGGAAGCAAUGGCAGUCAUAAGAUGAAGACCAUAGAUGGCGGUCAAAAUGGACAUGAAAAUAAAAGUGAGAAUAUUGCCGAUUUGACGAAGUGACAACUUGAGUUUAAAACACUGAGCUGACAUUCUAUUAUCAACUGAAACAUUUAAAGAAUCUUUCUUUAUAUCGUUAUUGCUUAUAAAUCAAAAACUGAGUACUGCUUUGUAAAAAUAUUGGAUGCAUAACCAAAAUACCUGGUUGGCGUGGUAGAUAGCAAACAAGAAGUGAAGUUUUGACAUUGCUUCUUAGYAAYGAUAUCGCGAGUGUCUGCACCUUGUCAAUGACUCUUUCCCAGGCCAUUUUCUAUUUUCUGCCUUUUGGCCAUAAGCCAUAGGAUCAUUGACGAUAAUAACAACUACAGAAAGUUAAAGAUGUAAACAAGACAAAAAAUAAAAGAUAAUAUUGCGAUUUCUUUUUACAUACA
Exaiptasia diaphana is the source of this 1779-nucleotide messenger RNA. RefSeq names its product proline-rich transmembrane protein 4. The record is from RefSeq and is a predicted model, not a curated record. The coding region runs from base 260 to 1411 and encodes 383 amino acids. NCBI's taxonomy places the organism in Eukaryota, Metazoa, Cnidaria, Anthozoa, Actiniaria, Aiptasiidae. The transcript has 2 exons.